AUGACAACAAUUACAGGAUCUCUAAACACAGCCACGCAAGAGUCAUCCUCAACCUCUAAUGGAUUUCCAACCACAGCCAAGCUAACAACAUUUUCUGCUAGUGUGCUUCCCACAGGAACACCCUCUUCUACAGUUCCUGUCACAGACACACCCUCUACCACAGCAUCUCCCACUGGCACACACUUUACCACAGUGCCUCCCACAGGUACACUCUCUACCACAGCGCCUCCCACAGGCACAGUUUCUUCCACAGCGCCUCCCACACCCACACUCUCUACCACAGAGCCUCCUACAGAUGCACUCUCUACCACGGCGCCUCCCUCAGGCACACUUUCUACCACAGCGUCUCCCAUGGGCACACUUUCUACCCCAGCACUUGUCUCAGGCACACCCUCUACCACAGAGCCUCCCUCAAAUGCUCUGUCUACCUCAGAGUCUCCCACAGAUGCACCCUCUACCACAGUGCCUCCCACAGGCACACUUUCUACCACAGCAACUGUCACAGGCACACCCUCUACCACAGCAACUGUCACAGGCACACCCUCUACCACAGCCCCUCUCACCGGAACACUUGCUACCACAGCACCUCCCACAGCUACACUCUCUACCUCAGAGUCUCCCACAGGCACACUUUCUACCACAGCUUCUCCCACAGUCACUCUCUCUACCACAGUACCUCCCACGGGUGCACUCUUUACCACAGUGCCUCCCACGGGUGCACUCUUUACCACAGUGCCUCCCACAGAUACACUCUCCACGACAGCACCUCCCUCAGGCACGCAUUCUACCACAGCGCCUCCCAUGGGCACACUUUCUACCACAGAACCUGUCACAGGCACACCCUCUACCACAACACCUUCCACAGGGACACUCUCCACCAUGACACCUGUCACAGACACCCUCUCCACCAUGACACCUGUCACAGGCACACUCUCCACCAUGACACCUGUCACAGACACCCUCUCCACCAUGACACCUGUCACAGGCACACUCUCCACCAUGACACCUCCCACAGACACCCUCUCCACCAUGACACCUGUCACAGGCACACUCUCCACCAUGACACCUGUCACAGACACCCUCUCCACCAUGACACCUGUCACAGACACCCUCUCCUCCAUGACACCUGUCACAGGCACACCUUCUACCACAGUUACUUCAUCAAACACCACAGAAGUAGGCCAAACGACAACAGUUCCUCCCGGUGCAUGUGCUUCAAACCCAUGUCUCGGUGGAAGCACUUGUGAAGAACGUGUUGACCAGACUUACGUGUGCUUGUGUAAGGCUGGUGAGGUUUAUGGUCCUCAUGGUUGUCAAAAUGACUGGUGGUUGAUCUUUGUGAUCGUCUCCUCUAUACUCGGAUGCCUGCUCUUCGCGUUAGUGAUCACUCUGCUCCUGGUCGUAAAAAAAUACAGGAGGAAACUCUUCAAGAGAAAAGAGAAAGACUUUUGGAAAGCCUACCAAAUCCCUUCUUCUGCCAAGGGUCCACCAUCUGACAGCAGUGGCAAUGGCUUUUCAGGCUUGAUCAAAGAACCAGCAAACAGCCCGGUAAAUUCUGCGGCCCCGCCUAUCCCACGGGCCAAUCUCAGCAACAACUGGGACAGUAGAUCCAGCUCUGAGCUGACUCCGAGCAACAGCCGACAAAGCUUGAUUCCUUCAGGGAGGAACACGAGAUUCAGCAACAUCCAAGAUGACAUGUUUCCUUUUUCCCAGAGUCCAACUAGGAGCAUCCCCUACGAGGAGGUCCAAGCCAGAAUCAGCCCUUAUGGCCCACUCCGAGCCAAAAACCCUUACGCCAAGACCCAAGGCCAGACCAGCCCUUACUUAGUAAUAACUUAAAAACGCAGAGGGAACUUGAAUCAUUUCAAGGGAGCCUUCAGUGAUAGUAUAAUUUUAUUAUGGUUAAGUUUCUUUAACCAUAAUCUGAGUCUCACUUUAUAUUUAAGCAUUGGUA
Poeciliopsis prolifica (blackstripe livebearer) is the source of this 1954-nucleotide messenger RNA. RefSeq lists its product as uncharacterized. The record is from RefSeq and is a predicted model, not a curated record. The transcript has 5 exons. NCBI's taxonomy places the organism in Eukaryota, Metazoa, Chordata, Actinopteri, Cyprinodontiformes, Poeciliidae. The coding region runs from base 1 to 1839 and encodes 612 amino acids.